AGCUCUCUAGUGUGCGGCACGACAGAAAUUGUCGCCUCGGUGCGGGCACCACACAGCCCUGAUUUACUAGCCUAGUGAAAACCCAAGGUUGAGCCGCACAUAUCCGGCAUAUGUUUGAGAAAGGGUGGCUUGCGCGAUGCAACCAGUGUCCGUUUCGCGUCGCGUGCAGAUCCAUGGCCCUACUUUCUCAGAUUGGCAAAGUUGUCGACUUCGUAGAGCCUUCCCUCGAUGUUGCCAGUCUUCAAAGUUGUCAGACAGCUAUAUCCCACUACCUGUCGAGUCCGAUUCGAGAGGUACAGUUUUAACUAACUGGUAUCAUUAAUACAGUUCUAACGUACAACUGUCCUCGAGCGGAAGGGCAGAAAGUAAGGCGUAUCGUCGCGCGCCUGUCCUCGCUUGUCUCCGAGUCGUGUCGUCUCAUGACUCGUCCGCAGACGUGGCGGCUAGGCAAACGUCGUCCCAUUAGGAGCAGAGCGGACGCGGCGGAUCGACCAGAUGGGACAGCAUGUGUGAUGUGUCGCCUCGCCAGUGAGCAGAGCAGGGACGACGACAGCCGUAGCGCUGCUCCCGAAACAGCGACCAAGACAACCGUAUAGCGCGUUAUUCGUAAUACACUACAGUACAGUACCUACAAUUUCCAGAGGUACAGUAGACUGGUAACCGCCAUUCUAUCCACUCCGAUUCAAUCUGUGCUGCGCGCACGCGUCAUUCUAGUGCGUGUAUCAGUACGAGCAUUAGUCGAUUCCGAGCCAACUGCUGCCCUGUAUCAGUUGGCUCGGAGCAGUGAUGUGCCUUCCAGUGCCACUUGAAACCUCCAGCGCCGCAUAUUCACAUGUGCGGAUGUAUGCCGCCAUGAUGUGCUUUCACAAUGCAAGCUCCAACGCACAUGCUGCCACUGGUGCGUCUCUAGUCCCGCUGUCUCACCACGUCAGCAGCAACUUGCUCCCUGCUUCCCCACGUCAGCAACGGAUCCGAUGAAGAUCGCGCCGAUAUCCGCCUAGCUGCAGCCUGAUCCAGAUGGCAUGUUCCGAGAAGGUCUCCACUCACUACCAACUGCCGUACCAUGAAAUGGAUCAUCUCUCACUCCUCCUCUCACUCCUCCUCUCACUCCUCUCACUCCUCCUCUCACUCCUCCUCUCACUCCUCCUCUCACUCCUCCUCUCACUCCUCCUCUCACUCCUCCUCUCACUCCUCCCCUCACUCCUCCUCUCGCUCCUCCUCUCGCUCCUCCUCUCACUCCUCCUCUCGCUCCUCCUCUCACUCCUCCUCUCGCUCCUCCUCUCACUCCUCCUCUCACUCCUCCUCUCACUCCUCCUCUCACUCCUCCUCUCACUCCUCCUCUCACUCCUCCUCUCGCUCCUCCUCUCACUACCAGCCUUAUCCCCAAAUUUCAUGAGCCUCCCCCCGCGCUUGGCUCAACUUGUCCGGGCGUGCAGCCUUUGGCGAGAGGAGGUGGCGUGGCGAUCGUUCUAGAAGUUUAGAAACCUACCAGGCCCAUCAUGUAGGCUGUACCCUGGAAUCCGGGGUGGUGCGCGUUAGCAGCAGGUAGGCUCGGUCUAGAUAUAAAAAGAGAGCCGGACCUGUCACUUUGGACUACCCUCAUUGCUGUUCAGCGCCCUUCAGUGCUCUCGAGCGGGGCUCGUACCUUCACCCGAGUCACCCCAUUCACACACGCUUCUGCGUGGACGUUGGUAAUCCGGAGCAUAUACUAGCCGCCUCAACUCACCACUCGACGUCAGGUGAAGCACUCUUGCAGCUGGCCCCUUUCACAAUCGACUCAAGCUCUUCUUGCCCCCGGAUUCAAGCCAGCCGCAUCCAUCCAUCCACUCAUGGCGGUCGCGGAGAGCCCCAUGCACCUCUUGAGGGGGACAUACCAACGGAAUCUCGGGCACGAGCGAAUCCAGCCACGGCAGGAGUCUCUCUGCUUAGUCCAGGCGGUUUUCCCGGACUUGGGGCCUAACCAGCAGCCCCAGCAGCUCCAGCUCCAGCAGCAGCAGAAGCGGCCCGCCAGCCUCUUAUGGCAUCAUGGGGCAGGGAAGAGACGGCGCCUGGGUUGGAGUGGGGAACAGCAGGGAAGACAACCUCUCCCUCCGAACCUCAUGCCGUACUGCUGUGAUUUAACUGCUCGUGGUGCCGCUGGUGGUACUGCUGCCACUGCUGCUGGUGAUACUGCUGCCGCUGCUGCUGCCUUCCCUGCACUAUUCCCUAUCGCUUUCUCUCAGCCUACAAAGGACCACCACGUUCCGUCCUUUGCCGGGCUCCUGAAUUCCAUUUCGCCUGCCCGGCAACACCAAUGCCGGGUCAUCUCCGCCCCUGCUGCCUCUGCCAUCUGCUCUCCGUGUAUUCCGAGCCACGAAGCAUCGGUGUCUACAGCACUUGCGCAUACGCAGCAGCAAGUGUCUAGGUCGGGGGAUACCUGUGUCCUGAAUAGUGUGACAGGCUGUCGUGACUCUGCAUCGUCUUCCGUGGGCUCUCGUUGCACACAGCAGGAGAAGCAAAGGAAGCAGGAGAAGCAGGAGAUGCAGGGGGGAGAGGAGAUUCAAGAGAGAGGAGUACAAGGAUGGGUUGCGAUGGGGGAUGCAUCGGCAGGCUUGCUUGAUUCUCAAGGGCAACCUGCUGCAGGGCCUGAGAAUCUCUCCAUGCCGGGUUGUCUCUUUAUGCAUGGCAAACUCUCAAUGCCAGAGGAUGUGCCAGGCAAUAGAAGUGAAGCUUCUGAAGAAUCUGAUGAUGAUGAGCUACAAGACACUGCGUCUACUUGAACGAAAAAUGACAUACAAGUCUUCAUGGUUUGCACACCCCUAGCAAUUGUGUUGCAUGUAGCCAAUUUAGAUUUGUGUAGUGUAUUGUGAAGCUUAUGAAGUUAGAUUUGCUGUACCGUACAAAUACCAAUUCAAGUGAUAUGACC
Molecule: messenger RNA, 2905 nt
Organism: Closterium sp. NIES-67
Lineage: Eukaryota; Viridiplantae; Streptophyta; Zygnematophyceae; Desmidiales; Closteriaceae
Source: the annotation of a GenBank genome assembly